This is a messenger RNA of Trypanosoma brucei brucei TREU927, 669 nucleotides long. RefSeq names its product co-chaperone GrpE, putative. Gene Ontology annotation, molecular function: protein homodimerization activity; protein-folding chaperone binding; adenyl-nucleotide exchange factor activity. The record is from RefSeq and is a predicted model, not a curated record. Lineage: Eukaryota; Euglenozoa; Kinetoplastea; Trypanosomatida; Trypanosomatidae. Gene Ontology annotation, biological process: protein import into mitochondrial matrix; protein folding. Gene Ontology annotation, cellular component: PAM complex, Tim23 associated import motor. Bases 1 to 669 code for a protein of 222 amino acids. The transcript has a single exon.
AUGCGUGCGCUUACGUUUCGAAGCUCUUUGUGCGCCGGAAGGACGGCUGUUGGUGCCAUGUGUUUCGGUCGACUUUGGGCUUCAAGUACUUCAGCCACCGAAGGCAGCGAGAAACAGAACGUGACAGAAGAUUCCGAGACAGUCUCUGUUGCUCCAGUCUCCCCUGAGGCAUAUGCGAAGCUCGAGAAGGAGCUGUCUGAUGCCAAAGAGCGUAUCGCCGAAUUAAAAAAGGAAGUGCUCUAUCGUGCUGCUGACGCUGAAAAUGCUCGACGUAUCGGAAGCGAGGAUGUUACAAAAGCGAAGGCGUACGGGAUCACUUCGUUUGGAAAGGAUAUGUUGGAUGUUGUGGAUACGCUUGAGAGAGGUUUGGAGGCAAUCACGAAGCUGCCUCAAGCAGAAGUGGAAGGUCACAAAACCCUUUCUUCUAUUCACACAGGAAUAAAGUUGUCAUUGAAGCUUUUGCUUAAUAACUUAGCAAAACACGGGAUUGAGAAAUUGGAUGUUGCCGUGGGCGCUAAAUUUGAUCCGAACUUUCAUGACGCACUUCUUAAAGUGCCACCCACUGCAGAGGCACCCCCUGGUCACAUAUCAACAGUUCUAAAAACAGGUUACAAGAUUCAAGACCGCGUUCUGCGUGCUUCUCAAGUUGGAGUAGCUUCGGAUGAUUAG